Neltuma alba is the source of this 908-nucleotide messenger RNA. RefSeq lists its product as uncharacterized. Gene Ontology annotation, biological process: regulation of DNA-templated transcription. Gene Ontology annotation, molecular function: chromatin DNA binding; transcription coactivator activity. Lineage: Eukaryota; Viridiplantae; Streptophyta; Magnoliopsida; Fabales; Fabaceae. The record is from RefSeq and is a predicted model, not a curated record. The coding region runs from base 225 to 662 and encodes 145 amino acids. The transcript has 7 exons.
AAUUACUCCGAUCAAAACCAGACAGUCCGAAACCAUCGUUAAUUUCAACGCGAAACCCGGAAUAUGCUGGAAAAGAUUUCUUUCGUGUUGGUCGCGUCGAAGUCUAAUACUAAUACAGAGCCACCUUUGCCUUGCGUUUCCCUCUCCCAUCAGCGGUCGAUCACUCGUCAACUCGCAGCGUGGUCGUUGUAGAAGAAGACCCCCCCAAGGCGUAGAGCCCCGCUAUGGAUACAAAUGACUGGAGGGCUGAAUUCCUGCCUCAUACUCGCCAAAUAAAAGUCAAUGAAAUAAUGGGGAAAUUAAUGAUACAUCAGUCUCAUGGUGAUGACGAUGAAUUAGUUGAAGUUCAAAAAAUUGCUCAAAGUAUUGAGCAUAAGACUUAUGCUGGUGCAGCAAGCCAGGAGGAUUAUUUACAGGAAAUAUCUUCAAUGAUGUUGUUUAUUGGCUAUUAUUGGAGGACUCAAGCGCUACCUGAAAGUCGCAGAAGAAGUGUCAAUGAAAUAACGGAAGUAUUAAGAAGACAUCUUCCUGUCUCUAGCCAAGAGGGAUUAGCUGAACUUCAUAAAAUUGCCGUAAGAUUUGAGGAGAAGGUUUAUAAUUCAGCAACAAGCGAGACUGAUUAUUUUCGGAAAAUCCAUGAAGAUGCUGACAAUGGAAACUAAGAGCCAGAACCGCAUAGCAAACUCGUUGCCAUCAAACUUUGGUGACAAUCGGAAUGGACCUUCGGACACAGGGUCUAUUAGGCAGGCUCUGCCAGAAGGGAAGGUGGAACAACCAGAUGGGGAGAGAAAUGCUGCACCAAGACAAUCUGUGAGAAAAAGGAAGCAACCACAGCGGCUAGCUGAAUUUGUCACCUAUUGAUAGCUCUAUUCUCACAUGCUAAUUUCCUCAGGCCAUUGCAAAUGAUG